GGCCGUGACGUGCGGCGUGCGGCGUCAGAGGAGACGUCGACGAUGAUGUCAGCACGUGGUCAGCACUGUUGCCGAAGCGAAAAAGACGAAAUCGGUAGACAGUGUCGUUGAAAUUCAGGUACAGAAUCGGUCGGAGGAAAAAAUCAGGACCACAACACAGGUUUUUUUGAGGGCAUCUGUUCCUGAAAAAAGUUUUUUCAGAGCUGUAAUGAAAGAUACGAAAAUGUUGAACAACUUAGCAUCUUAUUGUACUCACAACUCCGAAAAACCGCCGACGUCUCAGGAACCUCCUAAGGAUGAAGUUGGGGGCUACGCAAAGGCAUUCCAGAAGUUUGAACAAAUAAAAGACGAAAGCUCAAAACCAGUUAGCUAUAAUUUUGCUUCGCUACUCAGAAACUCAAAGCUUAUUGAUUUAGGUGAUCCUGAAGGAAAAAUAGUUACUGGGAAAAUAUUUCAUAUCAUAGACGAUGAUUUGUAUAUAGAUUUUGGUUGGAAGUUCCAUUGUGUUUGUGGUAGGCCAAAGAAAAAUGCUAGUUUUUAUGUUAGAGGAGCAAAAGUCAGACUACGCAUCAAAGAGCUAGAGCUGUCUUCAAAAUUUUUGGGUUAUGAAAAGGACCUCACAUUAUUAGAAGCAGAUUGUGAACUUCUUGGGCUGGCACAGGAUAGAAGUAAAAUUGCCUAGCAGUAAGUUAUUAACAGUACAAUGUAUAUAUGUAGGUUUUUUAUUACAAAAAGUAAUUGUGUAAUUUGUUACUAUUUAUGUUUCAUUAAACAUUUCUUUUAGAUAAAUAAUAGUGUUAUGCAUUAUAAAGAGCUUAUGAAAUAUUCCAUCCUUUAACUACCAUUUGAACUUCUAAAAAAUUUUCAUGAUUUUGGUCCGUAAUUUUAUUUUGUUUCCAAAUGAAGUUCCCUACGUUCUAAAACAUAUUUCACAUUAUAGUCUAAGUAAAAUGAAUUACAGCACUAAAAACAUGCUACAUAUAUCCCAAAAAAUAAAAAAGUUAUGCUACCAAGAAGUUUGAUAUUUGCAAACAUAUCUGGCUGGUGAGUGUACAAUACAGGCUAGGUCACACUGGCCCAGUCAACUUGCUUCGACUUAUUUGCGAACAUAAUACAUAUUUUCUGUGAUUUUGGAGGGGUUCUGCCAGUUUUAUCAUAACUUGUUUUAGUAGAUACUAAAUGGUAUCGUACCAUCCAUGCAUGUAGAACUAUUAUAUUAAGCGGUCCACAGUGUUACAUAAAUAUGUGUGUGUGAAUAUCCAACUGACAAAUUAUUAAGGCAUUGUACCUCACUUCAGGCAACAGUUUUUGUCCUUAUUCAAAGGGUAUACAUAUUAAAGAGUGGAAUACAAGUGAAAUAGUGGAAUUAAUAGAGCUGAGUAAGUUCCUUUUCCAACUAUCCAACCAACAUUCUUCUGUUGAUGGUUAAUAUGACUCCUCAGAUAUUGAGCUAGAAUUUAUAUAGAUUGAUAAAAUAACUAUGAUUGUGAUCAAUGGGUGGUGUAUGUUAAAACAGUGUGAUUCCAAUUCAAAAGCUAGUUUUUAUAUAAAGGUAAUAAAGAGUAUUGGAACAUUUAUUUAUUUUGUUAGUUAAUGGAAAUCAAUUUGUUUUUCACUGGUGAUUUAUAAUUAACUAAUAAAAAUUUUCGAUAG
Acanthoscelides obtectus is the source of this 1653-nucleotide messenger RNA. Lineage: Eukaryota; Metazoa; Arthropoda; Insecta; Coleoptera; Chrysomelidae. The record is from the annotation of a GenBank genome assembly.